Messenger RNA from Pseudomyrmex gracilis, 581 nucleotides. RefSeq names its product endoglucanase A-like. Gene Ontology annotation, biological process: carbohydrate metabolic process. Bases 1 to 534 code for a protein of 177 amino acids. Gene Ontology annotation, molecular function: hydrolase activity, hydrolyzing O-glycosyl compounds. Lineage: Eukaryota; Metazoa; Arthropoda; Insecta; Hymenoptera; Formicidae. The transcript is spliced from 2 exons. The record is from RefSeq and is a predicted model, not a curated record.
AUGAUCAAACAAUUAGCCACUGCGAGUAACAGAUUUUGCGAUACCAUGACGAACUAUCCUCGGCGCACGAGAAGAGGUCUCGUAUAUCUUUCCGAGGAAGACGCUCUUCCUCUCGCCGCUAACGUGGCUUUUCUCUGCUUGGUGGCGGCGACUUCUGCCACUGACGACUCGAACAAAAGAUAUUAUAUUUUCGCCAAGCAACAAAUUCAUUAUAUGCUGGGAUCAGGAAGAAGUUACGUGGUCGGAUACGAUGCGACUUCGCCAAAACAGCCGCGUCACUUAGCGUCUUCGUGCCCAAGUAAACCGGCUCCUUGUGAACAGAAAAUAAUUCAACAAAAUGUGAUAAAUCCGCAGACUCUUUAUGGCGCUUUGGUUUCCGGACCGAACGUCGAAGACGAUUUCAGAGAUUAUCGAAAUAUCAGAACUGACGAUUCUCAAUACACAAAUGUUAAGGUAGAAAACAACGCAGGGUUUACGGGCGUACUUGCUGGACUGCUGCAGCUAGAGAACAGAAAGAAGAAGUCAAGGAAAUGAUUUUAUUUUUCUUUUUUGAUUUUCCUCCAGUGAAGGAAAAGAGUAUU